AUGCUAGCGAAAAUCGACAAGCUCUCUAUCCUUGGUGUUCGGUCCUUUGACAACACUCGAAGCGAGACGAUUCAAUUCCACACGCCUCUGACGUUGAUCAAGAUUAACCGCCUGAAGACAAUCAUCGAGUGCCUCAAAUAUGCGACUACUGGUGAUUUACCCCCCAACAGCAAGGGUGGAGCCUUUAUUCACGAUCCGAAGCUAUGCGGCGAGAAAGAAGUUUUGGCCCAGGUGAAGCUCGCCUUCAAAGCUACGUCAGGCGCGAAGAUGGUAGCAACUCGAAGCCUGCAACUCACGGUGAAAAAGACGACCCGUCAACAAAAAACGUUGGAAGGCCAGCUUUUAAUGGUGAAGGAUGGAGAGCGAACAGCAAUAUCGUCUCGUGUCGCUGAACUCGACCAAAUCAUGCCCCAAUAUCUCGGUGUAUCAAAAGCGAUCCUCGACUCCGUUAUAUUCUGCCACCAAGACGAAAGUCUCUGGCCGAUGAGCGAACCUUCCGUGUUGAAGAAGAAGUUUGAUGAAAUAUUCGAGGCUAUGAAAUACACGAAAGCGAUUGAUAACAUCAAAGUCUUGAGGAAGAAGCAGAAUGAAGAACUCGCCAAGUUCAAGAUCAUGGAGCAACAUUCAAAGGAAGAUAAAGACAAGGCGGACCGCGCUGAGAAGAGAUCCAUAAAACUGCAGGAGGAAAUCGAGGCAUUGCGCGAGGAGACACACAACCUGUCUCAAGAGAUGCGGAACGCUGCCGAACUGGCCGACAAAGCUUGGAAAGAGUCCGAGAGCUAUGCGCAAGUUCUUGGUGCUCUAGAAGGGAAGCGGAUCGAGGCAAGAAGCGUUCAAACUAGUAUCGAUAAUCUUAAGCGGCACCUCGUUGAACUCGAUGAGUCUGAUGAAUGGCUACAAUCCACUUUGGAGCAAUUUGAAGCUAGACAAAUCCAGUAUCAAGAACAAGAAGAAACCCUAAAAGAAAAAUAUAUGGAAAUCAAGGGGCGGAUUGAAAACACACGUCAUCAGUUAGGACUCAAGCAAGCCGAGCAUGGAAAACACGAGAACGACAAGGCUCAGUUUGAGCGGCAAGUCGAAAGACGAGAAAACAUGGUUAGAGAGAUUUCCAGAAGAAACAAUAUUCGUGGGUUUGAUGACACCCUGGACGAGGCCCAGAUCGAUGAGUUUAUGCACAAGAUGCGGAAGAUGAUAAAGGAACACAACCAGGCUCUAGAACGAACUCGAAAGGAAGGUCAGUUAGAGAUUCGCGAGACACAGAAUGCUCUCAAUCAAAUUUCUCAACGGAAAUCGACACUUCAAGAGGUUAAGAACUUGGCAAGGAAGCAAAUUUCCGAUAAUGACAAAGAAGUAGCGUCGGUUCAGAGUCGUCUAAAUGAAAUUGACGUUGAUGAAGGGAAAAUUGCAGUUUUUGAAUCGAAGAAAGAAGGCGUACAAUCUCGUCUUGAUGGGUUUAAAGAAGCCCUUCGAAAUUCGACGUGGGAUAAAGAUAUCCAAGAUUCCAACAAUGAUCUAAAGUCGCUUGAGGACAAGAGCGCCCAAUUGAACGCGGAACUAAUUGCAGGAACGAAACGAGCUGGUGAUUUGGCUCGCCUAGACCAUCUGAAAAAGGAGCUCAAAGACCGCGAACGCCAACAAGAAACCAUGUCAGGUGCCCAUGGUGAGCGUUUAUCGAAACUUGUCACGCAGAACUGGAGCCCCGAGACGCUCGAAAAUGAAUAUCAUAGGGUGAUGGAAGAUGAGACAAAGUCUGUGACUAUAGCUGAACGUGAUCGUGAUGGGGUCGGACGACAAUUGGAUCAAGUCGAUUUCAAGCUAAAGAACACUCGAGCAGAUCUUCAGAAACGACAAAAGGAACGCGACGAAUGUGUGAAGAAGAUUCGAGAAGCCAUCGACGAUGACCCAACUGAGUAUCCGGAUGUCCUGCAAACCCGGCAAAACUUGCUGGACCAAACAAGAAAAGACGCCGAACAGUUUGCAGGGAUGCACGAAUAUUUCAAUAUGUGUCUGGAUGCCCUUGAUAAGAAGAAAAUGUGCAGAACGUGCAUGAGACCAUUCAAAAACGACACCGAAAUGCGAAGUUUUAGGAGCAGAGUAGAAGGCUUGAUCAAAAAGAACUUUUCUUCUUCGGACGAAGAUUUGAAACAGGCUGAAACUGAAUAUGAAGCUGCCCGAAUAGUGAGCACUGAUUAUGACACAUGGGUUCGCCUGACGGAAAAUGCCAUUCCUGAACUCGAGAAAGAGGAAGAGCAGUUCCAGUCACAGAAAGAAGAAUAUUUGAUUAAAAUCGAAGAUCACGAUAAGACUGUGGACAACCUCGCGGAGAAGAAACGAGAGGUGGAAUCUCUCUCCAAAACAGUCACGUCGAUUGUUCGUGUUGCUGGCGAAAUAAAGUCUCUCCAAUCUCAAUUGGCAGAACUUACUUCCAAACAGCAAGGCCCUGAGUCUUCGCGGACACUUGAAGAUAUUCAAACUGAAAUUGCAGGCCUGGGAGAGAAAACGAGGGCUAUAAAAAUGACGGUCACAAAACUUUCGAAUGAGAAGGAGCAGUGCCGAAAUGACCUUAACAAGUCGGAACUGGAACUCAGAGACGUGAAGAGCAGCCUGGAUAAUGCUAGUUAUCAACUGGAAAAGAAAUCAGGCCUUCUUGCUCGGAUUGAAGAAUACAAAACAUCGAAUGUUAAGCAGCGAGGAUCUAUUGAAAAUGCUGAUCGUGAUAUCGAACAAUUGUUACCUGAAAUGUCAAAAGCUCAGGCAAAGUAUGACGACAUCAGUCAACGUGUCGAAGCAAAAGAGCGAGAGCUUCAGCAAGAUUUAACAAAACUGUCGGAUAGUCUGCGCCAGCUUGAUCUUGCAAACGACGAGAUCAAAUCUUACCAGGAUCGCGGAGGUCCAGGUCAAUUGGCUCGGAGUAAACAAGACCUAGGAGGCAUUCAUCAGACAAUCGAGUCUUUGGAGGCUGAACAGAGUGAAAUCACGCGAGAGAUUAACAAAAUCUCUACUCAACUCACGGAUAGCGAGAAUACCAAGCGACAAUACUCUGAUAAUCUGGCGUAUCGACAAGCCUGUCAAACGUUGGAGGAAGUUCAAGAAGACGUUAGACAAUUGGAAGAACAAAAUGCAGAAGUUGAUCGCGGUCGUUUCAAGGAAGAAUCCGAAAGAUGGACACGGAAACAUAACGCUCUUGCUGCCCAGCAAGCGAGUAAGAUGGGUGAGAUGAAAUCAAAAGAUGACCAGCUCAUGCAACUCCUAGCAGACUGGAACACCGACUACAAGGACGCGGCUGUCAAAUACAAGGAAGCCCAUAUCAGGGUUGAGACUACAAAGGCUGCUGUUGACGAUCUUGGCCGUUACGGGGGUGCAUUGGACAAGGCCAUUAUGAAAUACCACGGUCUUAAGAUGGAAGAGAUAAAUCGCAUAAUCGAGGAGCUUUGGCAGCGGACGUAUCGAGGAACCGAUGUCGACACCAUUCUUAUUAGGUCUGACAACGAAAACGCCAAGGGCAACCGCUCUUAUAACUAUCGAGUUUGCAUGGUUAAGCAAGGUGCCGAAAUGGACAUGCGUGGACGAUGCAGUGCCGGCCAGAAGGUCCUUGCAAGUAUCAUUAUUCGUCUCGCUUUAGCUGAGUGCUUUGGCGUCAACUGUGGACUCAUCGCGCUGGACGAACCGACAACGAAUCUGGACCGAGACAACAUUCGCUCUUUGGCCGAGUCACUUCACGAUAUCAUUAGGACUCGUCAACAACAAUCAAAUUUCCAACUUAUUGUCAUUACCCAUGACGAAGAGUUCCUACGCCACAUGCAAUGCGGCGACUUUAGUGAUUACUAUUACAGGGUGUCGAGGAAUGAGAGGCAGAAAUCGAUUAUUGAGAGACAAUCGAUCGCUGAGGUUAUGUGA
This is a messenger RNA of Talaromyces rugulosus, 3897 nucleotides long. RefSeq lists its product as uncharacterized. The coding region runs from base 1 to 3897 and encodes 1298 amino acids. The transcript is spliced from 6 exons. The record is from RefSeq and is a predicted model, not a curated record. Gene Ontology annotation, cellular component: nucleus; condensed nuclear chromosome; Mre11 complex. Lineage: Eukaryota; Fungi; Ascomycota; Eurotiomycetes; Eurotiales; Trichocomaceae. Gene Ontology annotation, molecular function: G-quadruplex DNA binding; ATP hydrolysis activity; double-stranded telomeric DNA binding. Gene Ontology annotation, biological process: telomere maintenance via telomerase; telomere maintenance via recombination; double-strand break repair.